This is a messenger RNA of Cinara cedri, 18635 nucleotides long. The record is from the annotation of a GenBank genome assembly. Lineage: Eukaryota; Metazoa; Arthropoda; Insecta; Hemiptera; Aphididae.
AUGUUCGUCGACGUGCUCAAGCGGUACCUGCUGAUCGUGUGGAACUUUUUCUUCGGACAGGUAAGCUCGUCAUCGCGCACGAUGCCAUCACUAUUGUUACGUUUUUUAGUCUAGAGUUUAUCGACCGGCGUUUAGUUUUUUUCGCGUUUUGUCCGCCCCUCGUCUCCCCCUCCCCCUCCAUCGUUACCGCGGGCAUCGACGGUCGCGUAGCGUUUUCCCCCCCGGCUGUGUCGCGCGCGGCGCACGGGGGACGCGCACGUUUCGCCUGCCCCUCUCACACCCAUUCCCCCGCCCCCAUCCCCCGGUAACGAUCGAUCGGACACGCGACAUCCGAGUCCCGCCGAGUCGAUCGCGACGAUUUUUCUCGUAGUUUUAUACGCGCGCGUCUUUUCCGCACGUCCGGCGGCCCGGCGGCUUUGGUCGCGGGUUAGGCGAGGUCGCGGGCGUCCGUACGAGGUCAAGGUUUCGCGACCUAUCGUACCCACUUGUCUACAGGCACGCCGCCGCGGUCGCCGGCGAAUCGAAAACGCGCGGGGGCGCGGGGCGCAGAAAAAAAAAAACAUCGCGGGAGUCGUCGGAACUCGCGCGCCCGCACGCACACACGGGCGCGACGCGACGCGUGCGGGCGCAUUCGGAGUCGUCGCCGCCGUCGCCGGUGCGCGCCGCGCGUUUAUUAAUAAGCGUAGAUAGUAACCGACCGGUCUAUUUAUAUAAACGGCCAAAUUACUCGGCGCAGGGCCGCGGCCGAGCGCAUCUGAGCUCUGCCCGUCGCCGCGGCCGCCGUAAUGUUUUUCCCCGUGCGGCGGCGGCUUUUCCGUUUUUACGACACGCAGAUGUGUUUACGUGUCGUCCGUGCGGCGGCGGCGGCGGCGGCGUGUUUGUACAACACGUACGCCGAAACGCGCGCGACGUUAAUGCGUUUGCGGCGGCGCGGAUGACGUGUAUUUUAUACGAUCAUAUGCAAAGUCACAAACGCCGUAUUAUUAUUAUCAUUUUUUUUUUUUUUUCCCCGGAGGUUCCGGUAGGGUUACCCGUCGCGACGUUAUUUCGCCCGUCAUCGCGCCGGUUUUUCGAUGCGGUUUCCAUUAUCGCCGUCGCGGCCCGUCGAUCCGGUCGGUUUUUUCUCGUUCCGAGAAAUCGAACGGUUAUCCUCGUGACGUUUUUCUAUUUUUGCUCCCAUUAUGCGUGUAACGCGAACGGUAUUACAGCUCGCCGUGUCCGGCCGCGUGAGUCACCGACGGUACUGCGUUAUAGUAAAAUAUUCAACACUGCGGCUAUUUUCGCGCGUAUUCUAUGAACGCGGACGGUAAUAGUAUUACUGUCGGUGCGCCGCGGGGAACCCGCCAACUCGCCAACCCCCGAAGACGAUAAUAACAAUAAUAAUAAAUAAUGCUGUAAGCCCGCGACAAUUCGACGCGAAUUAAUCCGACCGCGAUAAGAGCGAGGAAGCGAGCGAUAAAGAGAGCUAGGUUUCUGUGCGGCGGUGCCGUUUAACGCGUGGCCUUUGUAGCGUUUGCCCGACGUAGCUCGCGCACGUUAUUGCGUUACGUACGGGUAUUGCGUAAGGAAUAACGGCGGCACCGCGAUCACCACCAGCACGCGUAAUGUUAUUCCGUUUCCUUUGUCUUACGAACGCGGCGAAUCCGUGUUCAGCAGAGUGGAUUUCGCUCUGCUCUCGGUUUCAAUAUCUUUGGCGCCGAUCGUUCGAAACGCCCAUGUAUAACCCAUCGGGCCGUAUUAUUCGCGGGUCGCGGGACGGUCGUGUAGUUGCUAUAGGCGCUAUCGCUAGGGGCCAGUGGCGUACCGCUGCGGUGGCACGGCGGGCAACGGCCCACGGGCCGAGGGUAUCCCCCCCACGUCUUCAUUUAUAUGCGCCCCCGACGUUCGGAAGACGGAGCCGAUGAAAAGCGCAACGUCGCCCGCUCUCGGUGUCGCACACGACCGAUUCUCGUCCGGGGCCAGUGUUGGUCCGUGUCGUUUGGCGAUUUUCGACAAUUUCCGCGCGGUGUUCAACCGCGGACGGACGGAAAACAUUUUUUUUUCGGGGGGGGUUUUCAUUUUUUCGCCGUCACAAACAAACCGAACAUCGCGUAAUGCGACGACGUGUGUUUCGCACUCCGACGACGACGCCCAGAUGCCCAGACCUCUGAACGGCACCGUCCGACCCGCGGCUGUUACGCGACACCAAAAUUAUCGACGCGUCGGGCCAGGAGGCGGCCACCCGUGUACCCGGACAAUGUCAGAAGGCGUUCGUAAAUUUCGCGUCCGGACCAUAUUUACGAUUAUAUACGCAAUAUUCGCGGAAAUUUCGCGUGUUAUUCGCACCACGGCGACGGCGUUUCGGACACGCGCGAACCGACCGCGAGAAUAACAAACGUUCUAUCAUUUCACGCCGGCCACCGGGACAGAUAUAAAUCCCCGGACGCGACACGGUUGAAAAUAAUAGUUCGAACAUUCGUAGAAUAAAAAAAAGACGGACAAACUCCGCCGCGUGGAUGGGCGUAAUGUCGUUGGCGAGGAGUUGGGAAGGUAGAGGGGAAAUUGAAUGUGUAUAUCUGUACGCAACGAUAAAGCCGUUGCUAACGAAAAACGAUUCCGAGCGGAGUCAGUUAAUAGUGUUGCUUUGUCAACAAUACCAUGUCUAUGUCACGUUAUGGUAAAAUAAUUACAUACCUAUACGAUAUGAAUUUCCUUUAAUCAUAUUUAAUAUUGUUUCUGUUUUCCCGUUUUUACCAUGAUAUCCCAUUUAUCGAGUAGACUCCCGGAAGAAUUAAAAAAUAUACCUCUUUUUAAAGUGCCAUCACCCUAUAGUGCGAUUUCCUUUCAGAAAAAGCGCUGUAUUUGAAAAUCGGAGCAAAAUUGAUAAUAUAAUAAACAUCGUUAUAAAACCAAUACAUUCUUCGAUCCGCUCAGAAUCUAAACAUUAGAGAUCGAAACUUUUUAUAUUAUAAUCGAUUGUUCAGUUACCGGACUGGAUAGAAUUUAUUCUUUCACCCCCGGAUUCGUGGUUUGGUUUAAGGGCCCCGUCAAAAAAUCAUCCCCGGGUCCCGAAAUUCUCGAGUGUUGGGGCUCUGGCUGUGCUGUGCUGCUGAUAGUUUACGAGUCGGGAUAGUCGUAACGCCGGCGCGCAACUCAAAGCCGGGCGAGUUACGCGAUUGUUUGUUUUAACUGUUUAAAUUGUUAUAUAAAAAAAAAAAAAAUAACCAAACCGAGUCAAUUUCAAUUCUAAUCUACGAGUUUUUAGUAACUACAUACUGUAUUGAGUUGAGUUACGUAUGUUUGGGAAAAUUAUAGCUCCAGUCCAGUGUUAAAAGUUCAUUUUUUAAAAUUAUCACUCUUAAUUAAUCACUGAUAAACGUAUUUCGUACUCGAAUAUAUUUUAUGCUUUCGCAAGACUCGUGUAGAUUUUUAUCGCUGGGUAAACGACCUAUAGGUACACGGGUAUUUUUUUUAUACACAAAAGCACCAAAAAUACCAUAACUAAGUUAGGACAAAAUUGUUUAUUAAAAAUAAUUAAUUAUAACAACGUUAUUUUCCGACAUUUUUUUUUUUUUUAACUAGUUAAUAUCAUCAUAAAUACAAUUAUAGUUAACUUUUUACUAUAGUUACUGUUCGCAGCUUUAAUAGAAUUUCACGAUACAAAUUAACGUUGACAAAAAAAAAAAAAAAAAAAAUUAAUUUNACAUUUUUUUUUUUUUAACUAGUUAAUAUCAUCAUAAAUACAAUUAUAGUUAACUUUUUACUAUAGUUACUUAUAGUUACUGUUCGCAGCUUUAAUCAAAUUUCACGAUACAAAUUAAUACAAAUUAACGUUGACAAAAAAAAAAAAAUUAAUUUCUCGUUGAUUUUCGUCAUAUUUCAUUGUUUACAUACUUUUUUAUCUGUACACCUGCGUAUUUUCGAUUGAAAACAAAUUUAAUUCUAUAUCGGGCGCUGGACCAGCUCUGAAACGAUAAUAGUUUUGAAAACUGCUGAUAGGUACUUUUCUGGGUACUUUAGAUUUUUCAAUACCAUUGCUUUUGACGCGUCCGUUCGAGUCAAUUUUUAAUUUUCGUUUUUAACAUUAUAUAGGUAGGUAUAUACACCUAUUGUAAGAAUGAUUAAAAAACUUUUAAAAUUGCGUUUUUUUUUUUCAAACAGAAAUUACCAAGGAAAUAACCAGAGAAAUAACUAAUUAACUAAAAAAUAAUUUAAAAGUUACGCCACCAGCGAUGCCUUAUUUAUAAACGUUACGGAGAACUGGAAUGGGGGCCGGCUUUUUUUUUUUCAAAAUUAAAAUCGGAGUUUUUUUAUGCGAACAUAAAACAAAUAGAGCCGCGUCUUGAAGUGAAAUUCAAACUUUUUCAGCAAAAAAUAUUUGAUCCGGAUUUCCUCCGCUCUUCCUAGUUUCACGACAGGGCAUUUUUUUUAACGAUUACCCACUGCUUGUCCACUCCCUUUCUUAAAAAAAAAAAAAAAAAAAAAAAACUUCACGAGCAGAUAGACCAAUCCGUCUACCUAACUUUUGGACUUUCUUGUGUUAUCCCUCUCUCCGCCGUCGAGAGUACUCUCCAUCUAUCCGUUUAACCGUUAAACGUUUAAUGUCUAAUGGGCGCACGCAGUAUUGAAGCAAAAUGGACUUGAACUGCAGUGUGACGGUAAUUUGGACACGGGAAACCUUGUUUAAAAAAAACGCUUUACGCGUAUAUAAAGUCAAGGGCGUACGUGUUCAAAAAUCUAAGGAGCGGCGGGACAAGGUAUCGUUUUCGAUUCUAUUUUACAACGACAUUGAUCUUUUUCGUUAAACCGUAAUCGUGUUCAAUGACGGGUACGGAACGUCCGGACGGGCGAGACAUGUCUCUGCCUUGCGCACAGUGGCGCAUCGAAGUAUUUUCACCUCGAAUUACCGAUACGAUUUCCACUCAGUCCAGCCCAAAAAUACCCUUACUGCACCGCGAAUGUAUUGUGGAAUUUGUUAAAUUUCAAUGAAAUUCGUCAAAUUUAUCAAAUUUCCGCUGUCUAAAAAUCUUUUAUUGACGACUCGUGUUGUGGAAACGUAAUCAUUUUUCUCCAUAUCCCCGGACAUCCACCCACACGGUUUUUUUGUCCGGUUUUUUGCGGUCCGCGCGAUUCGAACGUGCCUCCUUCGAGACGCGCCCCUGCCUUGCAUACCCCCUUCAUCCCGACGCGAGCUACGGCGUUACGUGUCGUUUUCGACGCGAUUAUUUUCGGAACACGCACCGUUAUCCCGUUAUUGAACGUCGAGGAGGAGUCUGGAGGAAUUUCUCGACGGUUUGAAAACAGUUGGCGUACGGACACAGCUCGUGUCUGUCCGUAUACGGGGGGGUGGAGGGGGAUCGCGUUAUAUUCACGGUUCUCGUUCUCGGUUUGCCGGUCCGGACGACGGCGUUUUUCGUCUCGUGAUAUUAUUAAUAAUAAUAAUAAUUUCGGUAUGACUCACAAGUGGAAAAAAAAAAAAAAAACACAAACCACAAAACCGUGCCUAUAUAUACGAUCAAUUUCCAUUCAAACGGCCGUCCUUGAGCCGCGCCGCGGAUUAAAUUCGGCGGCGCGUUAUUAUUAUUUCGCGAACAACGAAAUCUCGUUGCACAGUGUACAAUAGAGGUAGGUACCUAGGUACCUAGGUAUAAAAUACAAGAUAACCGCGGUAGGAGGGAGGUGUAUGCGUGUACGACGCAUUAGUCACUUCGCGUAAUUGUUCCUCGGUGUGCGCCGGGAUUACGCGGCACACCGUGACCGCAAGAAGAGAACGAGAAAAAAUAAUAAUAACAAUAAUAAUAAUAAUAAAAAAAAAACCCGUCGAGGUUGUUACGGCCGUCGGUGUCCGAUCGUUCGGCGGACGUCAUUACCAUUGUCGAAUCGCGAAAUCCGCAAUAUUUCUAUUUGUUGCGCCCGCGUCGUCCAUUUGCGUGGGCAAAUCGCGUUUUCAUUGCCGCCGUCGCACUCGUCCGGUUACGGAGCCCGCCGUUAAUAAAAGCGCCCGUCGCCCGCACUCGCCGGCCGCCGAAACGGACGUAAAAAUACAUUCGCGAAUAAUUUGUGAAUCACGGCGCGUCUCGCGGGUAAAACGAUACGCGCAUUGCCAUAGGCGCGGCUCCCCGAGCAUUGCGUUAUCGUUGUUUGUUUUGGUUUUGGUUUUUUUUUUUUAUUUCUCCAUUCUCCGUCGACGAUCGUCUCCCGUAACAAUCGUUUCUGUACGCCGCGUGGGAAUACGAUAGUUGAGGAGAGAGAGAGAGAGGAAAAAAAAUAAAAAAAUAUAACAACACCAUCCCGAUUCGAUUGUUGUACGACGGACGCGCAACCGGCCCACGCGUCCAGGAGAGCUGGUAUACCCGCGCAGCAUCCGCCGUCGCGUUUACGGCGAUAUUCGCCCCCGCAAACACACAACACCCGAAUAAUUAACGGCGGCGAGUGUAACAUUACAGAACGGGUACGAUAACAUCAUGACAUUGCGGUAUCGUACGGGGCGAUUGUCCGCGAACGCGAAUCCGGGCAGUGCGGUCGUCGAAUCCCGAACGCGGCGUGCAAUACGCGUCGAGGACGUUACCACUCCUCCCCCCCCUCCCUCCUCCCCAUCUACCGUCUCGGUCAGACGCGCGCGAAAACAACGCUAGCGCAGUACAUGGCAAAACCGGCUCGGAUUCGAUUUCAUAGUGAAAGUACUUGUGUGUAUCAUUGAAAUAGGGAAUGUCAGACGGCGAACGCGGCUAUCGAUGUAAAAGACGCGAAAACCUUUAUUUUUUUUUUUUUCUGUUUGUUUUUCGAAUCACUGUACAUUUUUUGAAAAAAGUUCAUAAUUCGAAAAACAAACACCCAUGCCAUUCCCUUCGAAAUAUUCUGGUCUUUAUUAAACGUAUAAUAGGUACUUUUACUCGAAAAUCAAAAUCAAACUAGUUUUACUUACAGUCUGCGUAAGCGUUGUUUCUGCGUGUUACUCGGUAGUCGGACUUGGACGGUAGAUGCGGGUGUAACGUCCCUCUUAAUGUGCGCGGUUCGAUUUUCGUUUCUGUCUACAAACGAGUUUUCUCUUACCGUGGAAAUCUUAUUACUCCGAUCAAAAAAAAAAAAAAAAAAAUAAUAAAAAAUACGACACUACGAAUGUUCCGUAGCGUUUCGGAUCUGUAUUCAAGUCGGCGCCUCAGAGGGUCGUGUUUUGUUUUUCUCGAUAAUGGGAAAUUACCGGGAAAAAGUAUAGAGAAAAUAGGGAAGUUUACGGCUGUUUUUUUAAUAUUAUUUUAUUUUUUUUUUUAUUUCGGUUGAAAACAAUUGAAAUUUUCACAGAAUAACUGUGUGUGCGCCGUUUUCUAGACGUGGCGAAAUUCUCAAAAACAUUAUAUUCAUAAGUACUUCACAGUUUCUAGUUUUGUUUAGCUAUUUUAUUCGGAUACAAUAUUGUUUUCUCCGAAGGGAAUAUUGUUGUGUGUUUCAACACAACGUCCAUUGUAAGUCGCCCUUAAUGGUACAAUGAGGAAAACGAGUUGAGCGUAAUGAAGUAGUUUUUUUUUUACGUAAAGGUUAAGGGCCGUUUCAAACAAUAUAUAGUUUAACCGAACUUUGUUCAGAAUCGUAUUCCGUCGGCAAUGGGUUAUCGUUCCGUAAGCAUAUGCAGAUAUAAAUUAAACGACUUUGUAUGUAUCCCCUGCAAACGAACAAUAUAAUAAUAUCUUAUUUUCUCAACUUUCCACCUUUCCAACAGCGGCACAUUCAUCAGCACUAUCGGCUCCCUUUCCUCCGCUCCCCCUCCCCUCGCCUCCCAGUCGUUAAUCAUUAGGCGCGUUUUGACGAUGCAGUUUUCGGUAAUCAGUUCGCCGCAUCAAUUGUAUCGCUACCCGGUCGCAGUACCGUCCAGAAAGUUUUGUUUAUACUGUACCGUAUUUUACGGACGGUCAAUCUGCAGUGUUGCAGUUACCGGAGACGGUAACCGAAGUUUUUAAUUGUUUGCCGAUCACGGCGACCCGGAUGUCGGAAAGCGCAUUCAGUUAUCAAACGACGAUCGCAGGAAACGAUAUCGCCCCGAACGGUUUGUAUUCGUUAAAUCCCGUAGCGAGCAACCUGCAGUCUGCUCAAAACUGCACCGCCUGCGAAACACGCCCGUUACAGAAUAUAUCGUUUAAAACACGAUAACGAGAACCGUUUGCCACUUUAUUAUUCUCCCGACAUUCAACGGGACACCGCGGUGUUUUCACCGAGUAUUGAUCUAAAGCAAUUUUCGUGUGUGUGUGUGUGUUUUUUUUUUUUAUUCGUCGUAUAUUUCCACUUGAUUUUCCAAAAGCGACCCGCGUUUCCGGAAGUUUCGAACACGUUAACGACGGAUACACCGCGACCGUUGAAAAGAAAAAAAAAACAAAAUCAAAACCGAAUCGAAUUUACUCCGUUAUAACAGUGCAAUUAUCGACGCUCGUCGCCCGUUGAUCGAUAAAACAACGUCGCCCUGUACACCGCCCCGCACGCGCGCGUAUGUAUUACUGUCCACGACUGUACGGCGACGAUAACGAUCAUUGAGAGUUUUGCCGGGCGGCGGGCACGUCGCGGCGCCGUAUUACGCUGCGCUCAUGUCCGCGCGACGCCGGUCCGUAAUAACGACAACAAUAAUCACGCGGGGGGGGGGGGUGGUUCACCUGGCCCCGUGCUGCCCGGCGGGAUAAACUUUGCGCCCGCUCGGAUUAUAAGGGCGGGCGCGCCGCGCAAUAAGAUCCGUCCGCCGGGGCCGCGGGCCCGUUUAUUAAAUCGCGUUGCCGGUCGUUCGCGAGCGCCUCUGCCCGUGCACGGUCUGGGGUGCGGGAGGUGGGAGGCGACCACACACGCAGUACAAUUGCAGAACACAAAGCUGAGCAAAAAAGACAAUCCCGCAUAAAACGGGACGUAUGGCCGUUCUAUUUUAAAACACCUGUUGUCGAGUUGAAAUGGGACACUAUUACGGAGGGCAAGACGACCAUGCGUUUUAUUCCUAUUAUUCCGGUUGUAACGUUCAAUGCAUCGUUUGAACGAGACCUAAUUAUCGUUUUUUUUUAAUUUUUUUAAUAUUUUUUUCUAAAUGACUGUAACAUAUAAAAGAAAAAAAAACAAUCGCGCCGUCUUUUGACCCCUCCGGAACGUUGUCCGCUUUUGGUUUCGCAACGGGCGCUUUUACUGCCACAACCGGAAUUCCGGAGCGAGUUCUGCCAGAGAGAUUUUUUUCUCUGGAGACAGAUUUUGCCAGACGUCGCCCGUUGGUUAGGUCGGGUUUGGUUGGUCGGCGCACACGACGCGCGGGUACGGCCAAUGGGCAAAUCACUGAUCAAUACCGUGUACGCCGGACGCCAGAAUACCAUGACGUUGCCGGUAAUUGCCGGGAUUUUUUUUUUUUUUUUACGGGAUUUUCUGUAAGAUCGCCAAACAUUCGUUGUACGCCGAUUUCCGUCAGUGAUUUACCGCCCUCCGGGUAUAAUAAUAAUAAUAUAGCGUCGCCUCUUAAACGCGAUCGAAACGUACGGACGGCGAUAAAUUAAAAUAAGCGUUCAGAUUCCCAGUGUUCGGGGGCGCGAACGCGCGUUCGUAUAUUAACUACUACGACAGUAAUAAUUGCGGCGUCUUUUUUUUUGGUAUGUUUUGUUUUCGACAAAACGGUUUUCGUGCGUAACUCGUUUAACGAAAAAUAACGUCCCGUAUCGUUUUUAUUUCCUCUCGGCGUUCUCACUCACCCUCGAAAACGGGGGGGAAAAAAAAACAAACCACGGCCCCGCAUUAAACCCGGACGCGUUCCAUUCUUCGUUUGUCGUCUGCGCGACGCCGCGUUUACGACGCGUUUGCGGCGUCCGUUUGAACGUUCCCGGUUCGCGCCGUGCGGAAAUGUCACACGGCAAUGCAUAAUAAUUGAAGCUCUUGCGGUUGAAAUAUCGAUACACGUCGUGCCGACGGCGUCUCGGCGACGGGCUGAAACGACGGCGUUCUGAAACCGCUCCCGAGAGCGGUACGUUACCGCGACGGUCGCGGAACAAAAAUUUGUUGGCGAUUUCCGAAUUUCGAAAAAAUUCGAAAACAGAAAAACCGGCAACGUUGAUAUCGACCGCGGGGAAAUCGCCACGAUAUGUUAUACAUGAAACGUACCAAAUACGCGAUGAGAGUUUCGGCGAACAUUUCGGAUUGUUUUCGACCGAACCGCAAUACGGAAUAAUAAACAAAAUUGAAAAUAACGAAACCUUCGUAAGUUUUCCGGUUUUCUUACGUUUUUUUUUCUGAUCCCCCCCCCCAAAAUAUCGGAAAAACUACACGGAAAGUCGAAGAACGACUUCCCGGACGUAUCGACAGGACACGAUUCGCGCUCAGCACGGAUGCUCGACGGUCGGAGCGAGAUUUCUGUGGAAAAGUCGUGAAAAGACACGCACAAAAAAAAAAAAAAACUCCGCACGCAUCAUCGUAAUAUUGUACAGUGAAAUCGAUACGUUCCGUACGCGCUCGGCGUCCAGAAAUCGUUUUAGUUUUUGGUUAUUUCAUGGGCUUUUUCUCGGGGGCUAAUCGAAUUUGCGCCAUCGUUUUUACGUUUUAUAGAAAAAAAAAAUCAAUCCACACCCGUAAUACCUAUUUUAUUAUUAUUGUUCGCGAUAACGACGACGGCGGCGCGUCAUUUUAUAUUUAUCGAGUGUGAACGUCUUUUUUUCCGGCCCCGGCGAACCGCAUAACCGCCGCCGCCGCCGUCUGCGAAACCGUCGGGCCGUAACAAAACAUUAUAAUAAUAAAAGUACCCGGCGAUAUUUUCGACGCGAUUAUUGUUGUGCGCGGGUCGCCGUAUCACUCGGAUCCGAUUGUACACAGUUCGUACACAAACGACGUUUAUCGUAUACCGAACACACCCUCCCCCCCUUCCCCCUGCCUCCCCCCCCCGGUAUUCUUUGCCCGGACGAUUUAGCCGGGGUUUCGUAUUUUUCGCUUUGACGAGCAUCCGAAACGGAACGUGGUAUUUCCCCUCUCUCCGCUAGCCCCCUCUCGCCUUUAUCGAUAUUUCCGCGGACCCGGAGACGCGUAUUCACCGCGGCCACCGUCGCCCGUUCGUAAGAACAAAUUUUUCCAAAAAAUUUUCUCUACACUGGAAUUUCGAGUCGCGCGUCUCCGCAACUCCUCAAAACAUAAUUUUUUUUCGGGAGCAGUUUAAGCGUGGCCCCUUUCAUGUCAGGAAAUCGGACUGGGGAGGUACCCUAGAACGUGGAAAAACGUAAAACAAACGGGAAAAUUGGUACAACAUUAAACACAUUUUAUUAAAGAAUAUAUAUAAUGUCCAUUCAAUUAUUUCACCAUAAUAUGACACAUAUAUUGUUGAAAAAGUUUCAAUAUCAACUGAACUUCACCCAGAGUCGUCUUUUCGCUAGCAACGGUUUAUCGUUGCGUAAUUAUUUCGAUUUCAGGAGUUUCGUAUCACCGUAUAUGGCAACACCGCGGUUACCGGAUGCUAUUCGUCCGUUGACUUCACCGUGCAUAUUAAAAGAUUAUGACGCCUUCUUGAAACGUUACACGCUCGCGUGUGACGUCUUUCCCCUGCCCCUCCCCUAUAAAAUACGUCCCCGUGUAUAUUGACUUUAAAACUCCGUAUAGGCACGUAUAACGCCUAUUAUUAUUGUUCGUCUGCAGAGAAUACGCGCAUUAUGCAUAGUGUUAAAAAUGCACGAUACAUACAUAAUAUAUAUACAUACCGUGUUCGUUUUACGGCGACCUAUCGUGAAAAGGUGCGUAAUCACCGAGACGUAGUUCUUUUGAAAGAAGGAGAAGAAAAAAAAAAAAAAAUACUAAAAAUGGUUCGUGGCCGUCCUACGCCUUGACGAUGAGUCAUACGCGUGGUAUGCGAGACUAUAGCCGCCGCCGUCGCUGUCGUGCACGAGUUCAAAACGAUUCUCUGACCUAACCGAUACGAAUAGGAUAACGAAUCUUUUUUAGAUUCUGCUGAUGGAAUGCGCAUCGGUGUUUACUAUGGUGUGCGAUUUUUUUUUCCUGACACGAUACCGACCAGAAGACUUAAUCGUAUAGGGUUUUCUCGUAGAAUUCCGAAUACCGGGUCGUCUGGCGCGUUGAAUAGGUAGUAGGCCAUUUUUCUCCCGACAUCGCUCAUACUGGAGAAGCACAACCCCCAUCCCUUUAAAAAGAAAAAAUCCGGGAAUAUUAUCAACACACCGCCGGGUUUUCGUUAAAGUCGAUUGUUAUUAUUUUUUUUUUUUCAAUAAAUCACGACCGGCAAUAAUUUUCAUUGACAAUAGCGUUAUAUUAUUUUUACAGCGACGCGAUCCUAAUUUCCAAAAUAUUUUAUAAAUGUCUUUUCGUUUUCGAUUUAUGUGUCGGAUGCUCGAACAUAGUCAACACAAACCACAUAAAUAUGACCGGGAUAGGAGAAAUCCGACACGAUAAGUGUACGAAAUUCGAACGUCACUGCCCCCGCACGGUAUAUUUUUUUCUCCCCGAAUAUGCGGACGUCGUCGUCGACACGAAACGUUAAAAAUCCGUUCAAAACAACGCGACCGCCGUGCAGACGGUUCGGCCGUCGACUUUUGUACGACGUUUCUAUUUUUAAUCGGACCGCAUGCAGACCCUCCCUUUUUUCCCCACCGCUGGUACAUAACGACGUUAAAUCACGCGGUACAGCCUGUAGUCGCACGAGUGCUACAGACGCUCAUCUCAUCAUCGUUUAUUAUACGCCCAUUCGAAAUAACGUUUCCGGUUUUAUCGUUUCCACGUAGACGCGGACGCUAUCAGUUAAAUCUAGUCGGUUUUUUUUUUUUUUUUUAAGUUUACGUAAUUCGGUUCAUUACGAGCAAAGAUCACCGCUAUGAUUUUCAAUAAUAAUCGUUACGAAUACACCGAUAUCGAGUGUCUAUUUUAAUUUGUUCUCAAAGUCCACUCGUCGUAAGUAAUCGUAUAGAAUACAACGACUUAUUUAGUCAUCCGGUCUUCAAACGUAUAUGUAUUUCAUCCAAGUUACAAGGAAACAAUUUCGUUUAUCGGCUGAAAAGUGACUGUUUUGAUGAAUUUCCGUACUCACGGUUUUAAAUUCCCGGGCACGUCACUGUUGACGUAUUCAUUUAAUUUAAUCACUUAUCGCGUUUGAGUUGUUUCGAUAUUUUACACAACUUGUAGCGGUUUUUUUUUAUAGGGAAAUAAAAAACAACGCUAUAAAAUAACAGGUUAAUCGUGUUAGUCAUGGUUAUUAUUGCAUAGGUACUACACCGAUACAAGUGCAUUGUAAACUGAUAAUGAAAUCUAUUAGUGAUUAAUGACCAACUAUUACUGAUUGCAAUAAUCUGCCAAAGUACGAACAUACCGUUAUCGAUUAAGUAACCAUAGGUAUACCUAAUUUAUGUCGAUAGUUAUAUUACCUAUAUAUUAUUAUCACAUUAGUUUGCAUAAUUUAUGCAAAUUUAUUUUUAAAUGAGAACUCUGCAGAUGACAACUGUUAUGCGUGGGCGGGCCAAUAAGAGUUCACCCCGGGCCGUGAUGACGAUUAUACGACACAUUUUCCUCUCCCCUCUCCCUUGUAAAAUAAAAGUAUCAACUAUUAAAUUUUGAAUUUUAUAUACCACCGAUUGACGGCCCAGGAUCACGAUAGACAAAAUAUUAUCGACUUUUCUACUGCGAAAUGAUACGUCUUAUUCAAUGUGGUUUUUGUUUUUUACCUCUACAUAUAUUCACACCCGACGUGGUUCUUCAAUCACUAAAGAUUUUGGGUUUACGCGUUUUGAAAUCAGGACAUUAACUUCCUUGGAUCAGUAUAGCCAGGUUUAGAGCUUUGGACGAGAUUUUCGUGUUUCUAAGUUUGUAUCCCGGGACUUCGAUUUUUUGUCCGGUUUUUUUUUCUUAUCAACCGGGUAAAACUUCGUGCAUAGAGACAUUUACAAUUUUGACCAUCCCGAUAGAAAUAAUUUACACGUGAUAAUUUUGAAUUUAAUCAAUACCUAUUCAUACCUACUUGCACUAUUCAGCUAUUAUUGCAUAUUUAAUCAUUAGAUAUCAUUUUUAUAUCGACGUAAUGCAUUUGAUUCAAUAAAUUGUUUCACGUGCUGAUAGCUGAUUACAAUCGUAGAAUACUCGUGAUUACCUUUAGAAAAUUAAAACGGAACGACAUCUCGGGAAAUUAAUACAUUAUUUACAACGAACAUUUUUUUCAAAUUUUAGUAUCCAUCAUUACAUUGUACAUCAUUCAAAUCUGUAACAAAUUUGGAAACAAAUAUACCUAUAUAGUUAUAUGUAUAUAUUAUAAUUCUCCUUUAAUUUUGCGUGUUUGGGUCAUUUUUGUCUGGAAACGACUUACUCAAAAAUUGAUUAUAAAAUAGUUUGGGACACAAUUAUUCGUAUAUGCACCGAAUUAAAUUUAGUAAAAACGAAAUAAUAUUCGAUUUUACUUCAAUUUUUAUAUAUUUUAUACUCUAAAGUUAAAAUCAUGUGUCAAGUUGGCUCAUACUCUUUUUUAAGUCUUUUAUUAACUGUUAGCUUUAGAAUAAAAAUAAAAAUUGUAUACAUUUAAUAAGUAUUGUGUUUCAACUAAUGAUAGUCGUAUUUUAAUUUUCCGAUUAUUUACGCUUUAAAAUUGAACAUUGUAUCUCAGUUGCUUAGUUAAUUUUAUUUUUGUGAACAUUUCAAUAAUUGUUCUACAUUCAUAAAUAUUUUUCAUAUAAUAUCUAAACAUAAAAAUGUAUAUGUAUAAAAAAAAAAAAAACAAUAAUAGUUAACUGAAUAGAAAUUAUUAUGUUCUGGCGUAUUUCCAAUGUUAGUCAUAUGGUAGUUUUCAAAGUUAUUGUUAAAGUUAAGAAUAAUUUGUAAAUUUAUAACAUGCAGUACCGUAGUAAAUGCCUAAACACUUGAGAUUUUUGGCACAUGUUGUACUCGCCUAUAUGGUGUACUCUUGCCGACGUGCUUACAAUUAUUAUUUUAAAAAUCUAGUCGUUAAAAUAUUUCUGAUCAAAAAUAAAUAAAAUCUAAUGUUUUGUAUUUUUAUUUUUAGGUCUCCACAGAAUCGAUCCAAGACGGUUCGUCCUGCCCUAAGGAUCAACCCGAAGAAUCGGCGGAUAUAAUUCCACCUGUUGAGGAGGACAAAGAUGAUGGUGCGAUUUUAGAUGAAGACGAGGAAGAAAUCGAAGAAAUUUUCGACGAUGAAGAAGAACAAGAUGAAGACGAAGAUGAAGAUGAAAAAGUAGAAAUUGACGAUGUUGAAAAGAAAGAAUUGGACAUACCCAAAAAACCGGAAGAUAAAAUUAUUAAAAAUGACGUACCUUCCAAACCAAGUGAUCCGACCAAUAAAGUUGAAGAGGUCAAAGUCGCGGAUGUGCCCAAAAUUAAAGACAGUAUUGAAAUUAAAAAAUCCGAAUUACCAAAAGUAAAUGACGUCGAAAUAAAUGAUCAGAGCAAGUCUAAAUCGGAAAGUGACGAGAAAAAAGAAAAUGUGAAAGUGGCGAAAGAAGAAGCUCCCAAAUUAAAGCCUGAAAUCCCAAUAAAAGAAAGUUCUAAAGUAAUCCCGGAUGCAAAGGAUACCACUAAGCCCGAAUUAGAAAUUAAAGAAAAGGAACCGUCUAAAGGCAUUCCGAAGGAAGACCCUUCCGAAUCGAAACCUGAAUUCGAAAUCAUAGAAAGGGAACAACCCACUAAAGUGAUUCCAAAUAAAGAUUCUACUGAAUUAAAACCAGAGUUCGAAAUUAUAGAGAAAGAAGGUCUGAAAUUGGUGCCGGAAAAAGACUUAAAAUCGAAACCGACCGAAACCAAAAAGGAAGAAGAAGCUCCCAAACCGGUGGAAAAAGACGCGCCGAAGCCGAAGGAUGACGUUAAACCGUCGCCAGCUCAUGUGAAAUUCGAAGAUAAAAUCGAGGAGAAGGAUGACGUUAAGCCAGUGGUUCCGCCGGCAAGCGGUGCCGAAGUGAAAGGCCCAGAGAAGCCCAAAAAAGUGACGGACAACGAUGACAGUUCCCAGUUCGUUGUGUUGGAAAAAGGCGAAGCGCCGGCCGCACCCGACAGCACCACCGCCGGCGGCGACGGACCGAAAAAGACUGGAAACGUGAUCGAUUCGUUUUUGUUAGGUGAACAGACGCACAGUAGUCACCUCCUUCACCAUCCGGAAUCCAUCCAAGAUCAACAACUGUAAGUCGUCGGGGCUUUUAGCGUUUAACCAUCUGGCAGCGUGUUGUAGUUGACAUAAUAAUAAUAUAUGUUGAAAAUGCUGUUAAAAAAACCGCUACGCGAAAAGUUGUUUUUUUUUUUUUUUAAACUUUAAAUAUAUAGUUGUCAAUUUUACAAUAAUAAAUAUAUUUUUUCCUAAUUACGUACCUAUAUAUAUAUAUAAAUAAUAUAAUAAUAAUAUUAAUAUAAUAUGUUGUUGAAAGAAAAGAUUCAAAUUAUAUUCAUGUAAAACAAAUUGAAAAUUAAAACUUGACGAAUUAUAUUAUUAUUAUUAUAAAUUAUGUUUUUAAUCGAUAUGAAUAAUAUUUUAUUUUUAUUUUUUUAGUAUUUAAUUCAUAACUUUGGAGUGUUGUUUGAAAUUUAGUUUUAUUUAACAGUUUAAUAUUAUUAUAAUAAUUUAAUAUAAUCAGAUUUGAUGAUCUGGUCGAUUUUAUCACUUAUUUCGUUUUCGUUUUAUUUAAUUGGAUAUUGCAGCUGGUCGUCAACAAAAUAAUAGGAGGCCACGCACAUUAUUAAUCACCGUUGCCGACGAAAUAUUAGAAUAUAAUUUUGUAUUAAGGUUCUAUUAGUGUACCUAUAUUAUCGUACAGCCACGCGACUUGUUUUUGCCCCAUAGUGUGACCUACCCGAUGUAGUGACAUUUUCGAUUUCCCCCUCCUUUAUUUUCACAAAUCGCGUUGUUUUUCAAUGACCAAAGGUUUUAUACGUUUUCACUUAUUGCAUAUUCAUUGCCUUGGAGCCGUGUACACGAUUUGGACGAGGGUUAUUUUUUUUUCAAACGUUGGUGUUCAAACGGCGACCACGGUUCUCUUCAUUAUUCUGAAAACUGCAUUGGAAUCUUGAUUCAGCGGCAGUAGUUUGUUGUACGAAAAUAAGGGGGACAGUCAUGCAUCCGGACCGUACAUAACUAGCGUAUUGUUUUCGACGACGGCGCACUAACGAACAUUUCAAUCGAUUAAAUAUUAUGCGUGGCGUUUAAUGAUCUAAACAAGUUAGCGCGCGAUGGUGGCCCCUCACGAUAAACGAUAUCAGCGCUGCCUGCUGUUGAACUUAGAUCCCAGUACUACCAGGUCUGUUCAGAAACAAACCUAUUCUACCAGCACCAGAACGGUACCUGACGUUUUAUUAAUUACAUUAUUAUAUAAUGCAAAUUGUAUAUAGAUUUACAGAAUUCAUAUAAAUACUUAUAAAAUAUGAUCGUUAUAUUAGAUAGUAUUACAACACGCAACUUCCGUUGGUCAUUAUUAUAUUUAUUAGAGAAGUCCGAUUUUUACGAUGCAACACAAACUACAUUAUAUUAUUAUUAAUUAAUUAAUUGAUAAUUGGAUAACCAAAAAAAAAAAAAAAAAAAAAACGAGGACAGCUGCUGCAGUCUUUGUUUGAAUUUGGCUAAAGUAACACAUUUCUUAGUGGAAAAAUUGCAAAAAGUGCUUCUAUAUUACCACCAGACUAAAAAUAAACACUUAAUAUAAUAAUAUUACAUACGUCGCACAAUAUGCAAGACGACGUAUUCGGACGUCUCUGACCGCGGUCGAACCGCUUUUUCCAAGACGUUUCGAAACUAUAGAAAAAUUCAAAUUUUAUAGACCAUUGAGUAUCUACUCUAUCUACGCGUCCUAUAAGUUAACUGGUAUUAAAACAAUUUCAAAAGCAUUAUUAACGCUGUGGUUUCCAAACACUUUUUUUCCACAAUGUUGGCGAAAACGCGUAGAUUUCAUUCGUUUGAAUUUUCCAAAACGCCUAGAUUUCUCGUCAAAUCCACAUCGGUAAUAUUUGCAAAUAAACCACUAAUCAAAUCGCGGAAAUUCGAUUUAUUUCGCAUCGUCUUUUUCAGUUUCACCAUUCUCGCCUUUCCAGAACCACCCUCCUGGUCGUCCGAACGGCGGGAGCAGCCACCCAAAUCUUUUUGUUCUAUAUACAGUUGCGCCUCUCCUGCAGGAUAUAAUAAUACAAGGUAUACAGUCGUAUACUUAUUCAUAUUUAAACGACUGGACGGAUUUAACGUAAUAUCGUACAUAUAGUAUUUUCGCGAACAUAAAAACUUCCAAAGUAAGGGUACACUCGGAGAAAAGAAACGAGGCGGUACACCCUCGGCCGUAAUACGAUAGUAAUAAAUGCGCCGGUUGUCGCGCAGUUACAUAUAAUAAGAAUAUUAUUAUUAUUAUGAAAUAUUGUGUCCUUAAAAAUCUCCAAAUAUCCUCGCAGUAUGUUUUUUUUUUUUUUUCCGCUUCGGGACGUUUUCGUUCGGAUAUCAAACGACAACAACGACGGCGCGUACACAAUCCGUACAUAACAAUAUAUAAUAUAAUAUAUAUAUAUACCCAUAUAUAUGUUUAUAUUUUAUUCGUCGUUUUUUUUUUUCUUUUUCCUAAAGGGAUUACAGUGAUUCCGGGGAGGAACUAUCGGACGACGAUAUAGAAAUCGAUUACGAAGACGACGACGACGACGAAGAAGUGGAAGAAGUGAAACCCUUGCCGCCCGUCGCCCGUAGCGUCUAUAAAAAGAACGACUAA